Guillardia theta CCMP2712 is the source of this 963-nucleotide messenger RNA. RefSeq names its product secretory protein Sec13 (gene SEC13). Gene Ontology annotation, molecular function: structural molecule activity; protein binding. NCBI's taxonomy places the organism in Eukaryota, Cryptophyceae, Pyrenomonadales, Geminigeraceae. The transcript is spliced from 11 exons. Gene Ontology annotation, biological process: COPII-coated vesicle budding; protein import into nucleus. Bases 1 to 963 code for a protein of 320 amino acids. The record is from RefSeq and is a predicted model, not a curated record. Gene Ontology annotation, cellular component: COPII vesicle coat; nuclear pore outer ring.
AUGGUCGCUCAGCCACAAUCUCAAGGGCCCAUGCCAGAUUCAUCCAUCGACACACAGCAUGAAGACAUGAUUCAUGACGUGCAGCUCGACUACUACGGGAAGAGACUCGCGACGUGCUCGUCGGAUCGAUUCAUCAAGAUCUUUGACGUUUCCCCGGAUCAAACGUCCCACCAACUUUCCGCUACCAUCGCCGCGCAUGAGGGACCCAUCUGGCAGGUUGCCUGGGCUCACCCCAAGUUCGGGAGCAUCCUAGCCUCUUGCUCGUAUGAUCGCAAGGUUUGUGUGUGGAAGGAGGUUCAGCUUCAGCAGUGGACCAAGAUCUACGAGUACGCGGACCAUCAGUCUUCCGUCAACAGCAUCGCCUUCGCCCCCCACGAGCUCGGGCUGAAGCUCGCCGCCGCUUCAGCUGAUGGAACAAUCUCGAUCUUGAGCUGGAGAGGGCAAGGGGACAACUCGUGGGACGAGCGUGUGGUGCAUGACGCGCAUCAGAUCGGUUGCAAUGCAGUUUCAUGGGCCCCUGCUGCUGCUCCUGGCUCGAGCACUACGGCCAAUGCCACGGGAGCAAACGAGCGAGUGACCUGGUUGUCAGCGUUUGUGAGCGGAGGAUGCGACGGAGUUGUCAGGAUUUGGAGGAUAAAGGAAUCGGGAGACGUGGUGCUCGACGAGGACUCUCAGCACUCUGGUUGGGUCAGGGAUGUAGCAUGGGCCCCCAGCCUCGGCCUGCCCGUCCAGACCAUCGCGAGCUGCGCGGAAGACAAGGUCGUCAUGAUCUGGAGCCAAGCACCCGGCAAGGCCUGGACCUGCAAGAAGCUGCCGACGUUCGAUGCUGUCGUGUGGCGCGUGAGCUGGUCGCUGACAGGCAACGUGCUCGCGGUGUCAUGCGGAGACGGGAAGGUGACGCUAUGGAAGGAGAGCCUUGACGGCGAAUGGAAACUCGUCGAGUCCAUUGCGGACUCGCAGUGA